Eimeria necatrix is the source of this 1608-nucleotide messenger RNA. Its product is annotated as CAF1 family ribonuclease domain containing protein, putative. Bases 1 to 1608 code for a protein of 535 amino acids. Lineage: Eukaryota; Apicomplexa; Conoidasida; Eucoccidiorida; Eimeriidae. The record is from RefSeq and is a predicted model, not a curated record. Gene Ontology annotation, cellular component: cytoplasm. Gene Ontology annotation, molecular function: 3'-5'-RNA exonuclease activity; RNA binding. The transcript is spliced from 9 exons.
AUGUUGCACAAGGGCUGUCAGCCCGCUUCGCCCUCUUUAGCCGCUGCUAAGGAGUUCACGGGUUUGCUGCUGGAGAAAAGGCACCGGCCCCUCUCUCUUGAGAAGUAUUACGCAGAGUGCCACAAAGCAGUUCAACAGUUCCUCGCGCAGGGGCCGCAGCAUCUUCUCUGUGGACUUGAAGGCGCUGCGUUUUCUACAGAAAAAUGCCAUGAAUAUGAGAGACUCUGCGACAUCCAGCAGCAGCAGCAACAGCAGGAAGCUCUCGAGGCGAUGCACGAGCCUGUGAAGCAGCAGCAGCAGCAGCAGCAGCAGCAACUGCAGCAGCAACAGGAACCUGAGGAGCAGCAUAGUGCAGAAUGUGGUAAAAAGAGAGCACAGAAGGAUGCUGCAGCUAGCAGCAGCAGCAGCAGCAGCAGCAGCAGCAGCAGUGGCAGAAGCAGCGACGAUUCAUCGCCCAGACAGAGCAACGCCGCACAGAAUGGCACUGAGGCAGCAGCAGCAGCAGCAGCAACAACAGCAGCAGCAGCAGCAACAACAACAGCAGCAGCAGCAGCAGCAACUACGUCCGGGCCAGCAGGCGAAAGCCGAAAGAACGCCACGGCUGCAGCAGGGGCAUCGGACGCCAAGCCCGCUGCAGGGGACAAAAAAUGCAGCAGCAGCAGCAGCAGCAGCAGCAGCAGCAGCAGCAGCAACAGCAGCAGCGCAGGGCUAUCUGAGCUAGCGGGGGCCCUCAUAGAGGCCGAGGCCCCCAUUGUGCUGCAUAAUGGGCUUUUGGAUUUGCUGCACUUGUUGGACAAAUUUGUCCAAGAUGUUCCUUCCACCCUUUCGGAAUUUGCAAAAGAAGUUUCCAGACUUUUUAGCGGCGGUGUUUUCGACACCAAGUACAUUGCAACUCACGUGACUGCCUGCAACACUUUCGGCAGGACUGCGCUGCACGCCCUGAGGAACCACUUGCUGGCCAUUCCAGGCCUCAGCUGCUGCUUCGUAGUGGACGAGAGCCGCAAGAGUUCCUUUGACUUCUCUUUCAAAGAGCUAAACGUCGCCCACAAGCUGCCUGAGGCGCGCAGCCAUGAGGCUGGCUAUGACGCUUUGGUGACGGCUCAAAUUUUUGUUUGUCUGGCGGCAGCUGAGGCGAAGACGCGGCAAACAGAGGUCUCUUUGGCCCUCCUCGAAAAGGGGAGAGAUAUAAUUGGGGUUCCUGGGAUUCCCCCGGGCUACUUAGAGCUGCAGCAGUACUUAGGCAGCAGCAGCAGCAGCAGCAGCAGCAGCAGCAACAGCAGCGGCAGCAACAGCAAGAGUAGCGACAGCAAGAGCAGCAGCAGCAGCAACAGCAGCAGCAGCAGCAGCAGCAGCGAUAGGGAGACAAAGGAUACAAAAGACUCAAAAGAGGUGCAGCAAAUAACAGAAGCAGCUGACAGCUGCAGCGACGAGCAGCAGCGCAGCAGCAAAAGAAGGGCGAAGGAGAGACACUCGAGUAGCUCCCCUGCUGCUGCCCCUGUUGCUGCCCCUGCUGCUGCUGCUGCUGCUGCUGCUGCAGCAGCAGCAGCAGAGACUGGCAGCGACCGGGGGCUCCGACGUGCAGCAAAGAGCAGCCGAGCCGCUGGCUGA